This is a messenger RNA of Fundulus heteroclitus (mummichog), 1182 nucleotides long. RefSeq names its product aly/REF export factor 2. The coding region runs from base 155 to 886 and encodes 243 amino acids. The record is from RefSeq and is a predicted model, not a curated record. Gene Ontology annotation, molecular function: mRNA binding. Gene Ontology annotation, cellular component: nucleus. Lineage: Eukaryota; Metazoa; Chordata; Actinopteri; Cyprinodontiformes; Fundulidae. Gene Ontology annotation, biological process: mRNA export from nucleus. The transcript has 6 exons.
GCAACACAGCACAGUAGAAGAAGAACGAGGACGAAGCCAGGCGCACACGCUCACCUUAACGUACAUCGCGCCAACGUCGUACAUCGGUCGGUAAACGCUCCAACUUUGGCGUCCAUUUUUUUUGUCGUUGGCUACAACAAGUCGAGAAGGCGCCAUGGCCGAUAAGAUGAGCAUGUCUCUGGACGACAUUAUCAAAAUGAACAAGAAAGAAGGCCGCGGCGGCGAAGGAGGAGGCUUCAGGCGGGGAGGAAGUUCGGGUCGAGCCGGUGGGUCGUCGAGGCCGCCGCCGGCGGCGAGGAGCCGACAGAACAACUUCCAACGCGACAGGAACAACAGAGCCGCUCCUUACACCAGGCCCAGAGAGCUGCCAGACAAAUGGCAGCACGACAUGUUUGAGGAGAGCGAAGGUGGACAAAGCGCAGAACCAGAAAGAAGAGUAGACAGUAGCAGCAAGCUUCUGAUAUCCAAUCUGGAUUUCGGCGUUUCCGAUUCAGAUAUUAAGGAGCUGUUUGAAGAAUUCGGCCCCAUAAAGACCGCAUCGGUACACUAUGACCGGUCUGGCCGGAGUAAAGGAAUGGCCGACGUCUACUUUGUAAAUAAAGCCGAUGCCGUCAAAGCCAUGAAGCAUUAUAACGGCGUUCCUCUCGACGGUCGUCCUAUGAAAAUCCAACAUGCAACGUCAGAAGUCAAAGAACAGAGCAGUUCUAGCAGCGGAUUUGACCGCAGCAGGCUCGGUCAGCCCCGGUUUGAAAGGAGACCAGGGGGGAGCAGUGGAGGUUUCAGAGGUCGAGGGAGAGGAGGUGAAAAAAGACCCCAGUUGUCUGCAGAGGAGCUGGACGCUCAGCUGGAUGCUUACAAAUCAGAGUGUCGGAUGGAUACCAGUUAAAAACGCUCAGGGUGCUACUUCCUUCGGUUUCUUCUUUUUCUGUUUUUUUUUUAUCAGUAUAAUGCAUCAAACAUGUCUUGAAGCCAUUUUAUUUUAUGGACCAUGGUGUAAACAUUUUUAUUCAAGUUUUUUAUUGUCAUGUUUUGGGCAAUUUUGUUUUGUGAAUUCUGUUUAUAUGAACUAUAAAUUGUCCUAAACACGCAAUUUCAUUUGGAUUUCUUUUAUUAGAUUUUUUUUGUAUUGUAAACAUGAUUCCGUGACAGUUUACUGUAACAAUAAAUGUUGAUAUGAACAAA